Dentiscutata erythropus is the source of this 1115-nucleotide messenger RNA. Lineage: Eukaryota; Fungi; Glomeromycota; Glomeromycetes; Diversisporales; Gigasporaceae. The record is from the annotation of a GenBank genome assembly.
AUCGUGUUUCAUUUCGUUUAAGUUUUGCUGCCUUAUUCUGUGAUAUAGGCUAUUCUGGACAUGUUUUAAUUAAUCUUGUUUGGGUUACUAUUCCCAGUUUUUUGUGUGGAUACUUGGCUUGGGCAAUCGUAUUUUUUGCUCUUGCUUCUAUAUUUUUUAUCGAUUGUAUAGCUUUGAACCUUCAUAUAGUAUUCGUAAAUGAAUAUAAAAGACAUAAUUUUGAAAAUUAUUAUUUUAUAAUUGCAUUUUCUUUUGCUCUUUUACUCUCUCUCCUUCCUGUUGCCGAUAAUAUGUAUGGUCAUAAUGAUGUUGUUGGUGGUUGUUGGUAUCGUUUUCCUGGUCAAAAAAAGAAUAUAAUAUGGGAAUGGAUUACUUUUUUCGGUUGGGUGGAUGUAUCUAUAUUGUAUUGUGUGAUCGUUAUUAUUAUGGUCGUUAGAAAACUCAAAUUAUUGGCAAAACAAACCGAUGUUUUUGACUUUUCUUCGGAUUCUCGGUUACCUAGUCAUCCCUCUUUAAUUAAUAAGGCUGUGAUUUUAUCAGUUGUCAGAAAAGUCGUGCUGUAUCCUGUGGUGCCGGUAGCUCAAAUUUUUUGCUCUUUCAAUGAAACUUGCUUUUAUGUUAGUCAUGCGUCCCCUUAUCCAAUAAUGAUAGGAUUUCUGAAUGCUUUAGUAUUUUCACAAGAUAUUGCAGUUGCUCUUUUACAACCUUCUUUCUUAGAAUGGUUAAGAUACAUGCUAUUAAUUAAACUUUUCUCUCCUCCAAAAAGUUCGAUUAAUACUUUUGUUGACAAUGAGUCUAAUACCUCUACUGUUCUGGUUGGAAAGGACGAUUCAAAGCAGGAUAUAAUUCUUGAUAAUCAAAAUGAUGAUCAAGAUAUUCAUUUAACUCUUUUUAGACCUGUUCAUUUAAGAGAAUCUUUUAAAUAUUCUUCAUCAUCUCAUUCAUCUCGUUACUUAAGUCCAUCAAUUUCAUCUGAUCCCUUAAUAGGUAGUUCUCAAACUAAUCAGACUAAUAUAAAUAAUAUGAAUAAGACAAAUGUAGUAGAUAUAUUAAACUGUGCGGUUGACGGUGAUGAAGGACGUAAAGAAGUUGAAAUAAUGUUAAAAAGACUUUAA